GAGUAAUGUAAAUGAAAUAACGUUGAUAUUGCAAUUGCACGAAUGAGGAGGAUCGAAUGGGUUCAUUAAUUAGAGAUCUCUAAGCAAACACCUAACCCUAAGCAGAGGCAGAGUGGUUAUUUCCUUCGACAGUGAAAGAGGGGAAGAGAAGAAAGAUGGAUGCCAUGCGGAAGCAGCUUGAUGUGCUGAUGGGCGCGAACCGCAAUGGCGACAUUGGGGGCGGUGCUGUGGUGGCUUCUUCAUCUCUCCCCGAGAAGAUCAUUGGGGGAAUUUCAGCCCUCUGUGGAGAUCAGAGAGGGCAGUUUAACAGCUUCCUUUGAUAUGAAGAGGCUAAGGCAAAAGGCAUCGAUAACUAUGACAGAGAGUUGGAAGAUGCUAUUAACAGGCUCAUUGUUGAGUGUGAUAGGAAGAUUGGUAGAGCUCUCAAGCGCCUUGAGGAUGAGGAUGCCAAGGCUGCUAUUGCUAUAUCAGUCACUGAAGUUACUCAGGUUUUGCGUAAAUUGAUGCUACUGACACCAGAAGUACUAGAGCUUUCAAAGCAGAUUAAGGGGAAAUUUAAGGAAGCCAACCAAUAUGAUAUUUGUUUUUCCAUAUCUGCUCAGCUCCUUGCCAGACAGGAGCCUGUUCUGGAUUCCUCAAAAUACAUUGCUGCUGAUGUUCGCAUUUUAGCUUUGGGGUUUCAAGUGCUUCAGCUUUUGACCCUGACUAUUAUACCUCUUGAUUACCAGCAGGCUUUUGGGCCCAGUUUUACGAGGAUAACUUUUGCAGCUACAUAAUGUGCGUCUUUUUCCGUUUUAUGUGCAUGUAGAUCUUGCAAUUGUUAGAUAGUAAACAUUUAGGAAACUGUACAGUGCAAGCUCCUGCAACUUUUUCUAUUUUCUGGGUAAAAGUGUUUUGAUUUUUCUUGUUCAUUUCAGUGAUCGACGUUUAGCAGAUCAUUUUUGAGGCAAACUGCAUCUAGGCUAUAUGCAAAUCUGUGAUAAACUAGCAAAGCUGCAGGUAAGAUUAUUUAUAUGCUAUGGUGGCUUUUCUUUACAAAUAAAUUACAUUGGGGUAGGAAGUUCCUGCUGUCCAAGAUUUUGGUUUUACAGAAUGCCCGAACUUUUCUCCACAUGCUAUGCGCAUUCAGCUUUUCUUUCCUUUUGCCCCCUUUUUUUUUAAAUAAAAUUAAUCAGACCUUUAUUUACUUCCUUUGCCUAUUAGAUUCUAGUAUAACAGCAAAUUAAAUGCUUUUGUGCUUAGUAGGUAUCUCUAUUCUUCUAUUGAUCUUUUCCAGAUGUCCUUAGGUUUGUAUUGUGAAUAUGUUGGUUCAGGUGCUGGUGUAAUGUUUCACAUUCUUCUAUAAAGAUUCUCAGCUAGU
Rubroshorea leprosula is the source of this 1360-nucleotide messenger RNA. NCBI's taxonomy places the organism in Eukaryota, Viridiplantae, Streptophyta, Magnoliopsida, Malvales, Dipterocarpaceae. The record is from the annotation of a GenBank genome assembly.